This is a messenger RNA of Teleopsis dalmanni, 1778 nucleotides long. RefSeq lists its product as uncharacterized. NCBI's taxonomy places the organism in Eukaryota, Metazoa, Arthropoda, Insecta, Diptera, Diopsidae. The record is from RefSeq and is a predicted model, not a curated record. The transcript is spliced from 5 exons. Bases 183 to 1454 code for a protein of 423 amino acids.
UAAAAAAUUUUUUUUCUAAAAUCUUAAUGGUAUUCAUAGGGAAUAUAUGAACAUAAAAAAGGAAUGCGAAUAAAAAUUGUAAGAAGUUGCGUUUAAAUCGUAGCCGAAGAAAUUUAUUUGCCUCACACGGUAAAUUCAAAAAUUUGGCUAACAAUAUUUCUGUGGUUUGUUUCUACAUAUCCAUGACAAGCAAUUUUCGGUACAUAAAAAUUAUUGAUAAAGUAACAACGAAUCAUAUUGAACAAUUUUGGAUGUCUGAAAAGGAGGUGUUAUUAGUUGAGAUGGUUGAUGGUAGUAAUGAUUCUGAUUCUUCAAAAGAAAGUGAAAACGAGACUUCCACAGACAAAACAGUUUUAAUGCCCACUGAACCAGGUGUUAGCAGACCAGUUAUAAUGGAAACCGAGGCUUACACUUUCACAGCAUCAAACCUUUAUGUUCCGAUUCAGAAACCUGUAUUUACCUAUAAAAUUGACGGAAGGAAAAUAAAACUAACUUGUGGGAUUGAAACAGAAUAUGUUACACAAAAUAACAUGGCUAAAGCACUGGAACGCCAAUAUAGUGCAGUUGAUGAACUUUUCAUGCCUAGGUUUUUCAAUAUCUCAGAAGUAAUUACUUCUCAACAAGAACAAAUGGAAACGUCACAAAAAACGUCAGUUGCGAUUAAAGAAAACUCAAACUCUAAAUCAACCUUAACAAACCAAAAUACUUUAGGUAAUGAUAGAACAAUACGUGAGGAUGAUCACCAAAACUCAUUCCAAAACCCAUUUCAAAAUAAAGCAACAAUGAAGGAGCAAUCAUUGAAAAAUGCCAUCUUCUCGCACUACAAAACUUCUCCAGUUGAUACCUCAACCGAACAAUCAAACUCUAGUGAAACAGAUAAGAAUCUAAAAUAUCCAUCUGGUCCACUAAUGGAACAUAGUACACUAAAAUAUUUGUAUCCAGAAUGUUCUAAUAAUGAAAAGCAAAAUGAAGACAUCACGUUACUAUUUUCUGUGUUGGAAGGAAAAUGGUAUGUUGAAGGAGAUGUAGCACCAUUUCCGAAAGAACUAGAACCAUAUAAUAAACCAAUGAACAGCAGUUAUACUCGUCUUAAAGAUCUAAAUACCGAUUCUUAUCCCACCGCUUCCGAAAACUGUGAUCACAAUACACGUAGAAAACAAAAUGAAGUUAUAUCAUAUCCGGAUUAUAUUCCUCAGGAACCAGGCACUACUAUGUAUUUUUCAGUGAAAGAUAAAAAAUGGUACGUAUGCAGCGAUUCGGAUUCAGAAAAUGAUGAUACAGAAGACAAUUUCUAUAAUACCAGUACCACUUGUUCUAGUCACUCUAGCCAUUAUAACACUAAUAGUGAUGAUAGCGUUAACCAUAGUUUGCAGAGAUCAAAAGAAUAUUAUCGUACAUGGUUUAGCGACAAGGGGAAGUUGGAAAAUUCUCUCGAAAAUAAUGAUUCAGAUUAAGAAUUUUAAAAAUUCAUAAAAUUCAUCUUAUAACCUCAUAUAUAAAAAGUUGCAAAACUGAUACAGAGUCUUAGAGUCCAGAUUGUGUCUAACAAUCCCAAUGAAAAAUUAGUUUAUUAUGAUAUAUUAUUAUGAUAUUAUAUUAUAAUCAUAUAUUAUUAUGAUUAUGGAUGUGGAAAGUAAUAAAAAAGAGUUAAGUGAUUGCAGCAUUUAAAAUAAAGAAGAGUAACCGAUGAGGUUUUAACCGUAACUCCGUGUCUUUAAAUGAUUGUGGCUAAAGUGAUGCAAUGAUAAAAUAUGAAAACCUUUUCAAUUUUGUUUGUG